UACCAUUUAUUAUUAUUAUUUUUUUUUAAACUGUGUGCAAUGGCCAUUGGGGGGUCACGUGCCACUGCCAAUAACGAAAGCAAAAAAAAAGAAGAAGAUAACUAGCUGGCACUGCACCUGGCCCGUGGGGUAAGGAGGGGGACUCCAGCUGCUCAUGAGGGGACCUCACUUCUUGUUGCCAAGACAGAAAAUGACCUCGACCGUCAAGAGCAUUCGCCAAAAAGGACGUGCUCGAACGCAUGCAGGCAAUAGGAGAUGAGCAUCCAAGAUCCCUAUUGUAACCAGAAAACUCUUGGCGUCUCCACACGUCGUCGUUCGUCGUCGUCGUUCACUAACAACAUACACACAAAAAAGAAAAGAAAAAGACUGGCACAUUCUCCUCCCUUUUUUUCUUUUGCUGGCCUUCUCCUUUUCGUCGUCUGUUAGGUUGGGACCCCCCUCUUGUUUGGUCCCCCCAAAGGAAAAAGAGAGAGAGAGAAAAAGAGGCGGGCAAAAAGAGAAACUCGAAGCACCACACAUAGGUAGUCUGUGUGUGUGUGUGUGUUAGUACCUAGUAAAAAAAAAAAAAAAUCCGGGUCUAUAACGUUCGGACAAACUGUUGGACAGUUUUCAGUCGACUGUCGUCUCGUUCACAUUGGCUGUUCGGUUAGCUGGCGGAUUAUUUGUUCGUUUUGGCGUUCGACUCUUCUUUUAUUUUUUAUUAUUGUGUGCCUUUUGUGUGUGUGUGUGUGUGUGUGCGCGCGUUCGUCGGGCUGGAUGACGGUGGCCACAGCCAUCGACAACACUCCCAAAGCGGUGACGACCAAGAUGCUGAUUUGCAUUUCUGGCUUUGUCGUCGGGACGGCCGAGAUGGUGGUCAGUGGCGACGGGAACUACGCUUCGUCAUCCAACGGCCAAUGUCUUCUUCACGUCCGAUCACGACUCCAACAGCAGCUGUUAUCACCUCAACAACAACAACAACAACAGCAGCAAAUGACGUCCACUAAUGGGACGUGCACGGCCGCUUUGAUGAAGAAAACUCUGCCCGUUCGAGCCGGAGACGACGUUGUGAAACGCACUCGCUCCAUGAAUGUGUACGAGAUGUCGCAAGAUCUCCUGGACAAGCAGAUCGAAUUGUUGGAGCGCAAAUACGGCGGACGGGGAAGAGCCAACAAUGCGGCGCGCGUCAUCCAGCGAUCGUUCCGUCAUUAUUCGAUGCGACGCAAAUUCGCCACCAUCACGGCCAUGGCCAAAGCCGAUCAGCGUCGGCUCAGUCGCCGACUGCACAGCGAACUGAUUGAAUCGACCUGGUGCACGGGCAACGCCCUCGACACCUCCAACGGUCCGAUUUGUUCUUCUUCCGCUGCGGCCGCCGCUACGGCCGCCGACGAUUCGGUGGCACGGGCCGAGUACGUCAUCCGCACCAACUUCGCAUCGCUGGUGCGCGAACUGAACGAAGAAGGCGUGCGCAGUUCGAGCCGUUCGGUUUCGGCCGCCCGACACCAGCAGCAGCAGCAGGUGCGGAUGUCUCCGCAACAGCAUCACCACCCGCAUCACCAUCAGCAUUUUUACCAUCAUCAUCAUCAUCACAGUCAUCAUGGCAAUCAGGCGACCGCCGGCCAUUAUCAGUAUCAGCACUCGUUCGACUUGAGCCAAUACCAUCACGCGCAUUACCAGGGAGCCGGUUCGCCCCCACCGUCGGCCGUGCUGGCCAACGGCGUGGCUGCCGCUGGCCCAAUUCCAUCGGUGAGUCAUUCGCCUUACGGUAGUCACCACCACCAUCAACAAAAACAGCAACAACAACAACAACAACAACAAAACCACAGUCAGGGUCAGCAGCUGCUGGCCCAUUCGCAGCACGGCGAGUUCCGGCGCAGCGAGAGCAAAUCGUCGACCACGGGGCCGGCCAGCGGCGGCAAGCGGGUUCCGCCCGAAGUGCCGCGACGCACCAGUUCAGCCUUGUCGACCAAAUCGCCUCUGGCUGCGCCAUCUCAAGGCUCUCUGGCGGAUUCGCAUCCGAGGCAGCAGCCGCAGCAGCGCUCGCAGACGCCCGGACUGCCGGACGGCGCUCGUUCGUACCCGCCCAUGAUCGAACUGGCGGCCGCCGCCUCCUCGGCCGAGAGACGCACAUCGAACCUGUCGGCGGAGCACAGCACGAGCGAAGACUCGCUGGAGGGCGCCGGGUACAGCAACAUUUUCUGGAGUGAAAAUGGCGGAACGGGACGCGAUCAGAAUCACGCGCUAACGUCGGCAACGUCGUCGUCGUCGUCGUCGUCGUCGACGUCUCACACGCACUCGUCGCCCGUGCCUUUCCCUCCGGCGCAGUUCGAUCGGCUCAAUGGCGGGCCGGCAACGCCGCAGUCUGUCGUCGGCCCGUCGGCUACCUCUGCCUACACGACGACGGGCAGCAGCAGCAGCCAACCGACGACGCCGGCCCAGGCCAAAGUGCUGGAGAGCAUCCGCAAGCGGCAGUACCGGGUCGGUUUGAAUUUGUUCAACAAGAAACCGGAACGCGGCGUUGCCUAUUUGACGCAAAAGGGUUUCCUGGAGGCGAGUCCGCGCGCCGUUGCCAAAUUCUUCAUUUCGCGCAAGGGCGUCAGCAAGCAAAUGAUUGGCGAGUACCUGGGCAAUUUGCAGAACUCGUUCAACAUGGCCGCCCUCGACUUCUUCAUCGAGGAGCUCGACUUUGCCGGACUGGACGUGGACGUUGCCCUGCGCCGAUUCCAGACCUACUUCCGCAUGCCGGGCGAAGCGCAGAAGAUCGAGCGGCUGAUGGAAGUGUUUGGCCAGCGCUACUGCCAGUGCAAUCCGCAAGUCGUGGCCCGGCUGCGCAACCCCGACACGGUCUUUAUUCUUGCCUUUGCCGUCAUCAUGCUCAACACGGAUCUCCACACGCCCAGCAUCAAAGCUGACAAGCGGAUGAAGUUGGAGGAUUUCAUCAAGAAUUUGAGGGGGAUCGAUGAAGGUGCUAACGUUGACCAGGAAAUGCUGGUGGGUAUUUACGAGCGGGUCAAGGCGGCCGAGUUCAAGCCGGGCGCCGAUCACGUCACUCAGGUCUUGAAAGUGCAGCAGAGCAUCGUCGGCAAGAAGCCGAAUUUGGUGCUACCUCACCGCCGCCUCGUCUGCUAUUGCCGCCUCUACGAAGUGGCCGACGCCGGCCGGCGGGAGCGGCCCGGACUGCACCAGCGCGAGGUGUUCCUCUUCAACGACAUUCUCGUCGUCACCAAGAUCUUCAGCAAAAAGAAGAACGGCGUCACCUAUUCGUUCCGCCAGAGUUUCCAACUGGCCGGCCUCAACGUGUCCUACUUCGAAUCCCAUCAUUACCCGUUUGGAAUACGGUUAUCGCAGCGGGUGGACGGACGCACGCUCAUCAUGUUUAACGCCCGUAACGACCACGACCGCGCCAAAUUCUGCGAAGACUUGCGCGAGGCCAUUUUGGAGAUGGACGAGAUGGAGAAUUUGAGGAUCGAAGGUGAGCUGGACAAGCAGCGGUCGGCGGCGAGGAUCAGCCGGGCGCCGACGACGCCGACGUCGCAUCAGCCACCGACCCCGACCUUGUUGACGGCCAACGGAGGCGGUGUAGCCAACACGUCGCUCUUGGCUUCCGGCCGGGACAACAGAGACAGCGGAGUGGCCGACAUGGACCACAACGGGUCUGUCACGACGCUGGAAGAGACGUGCACGCCCAUGGCGAGGCGGACGAGUAACGGCGCUGGCGGCCACCAGCGCUCGGUGAUUAUUCGGGACGCGGCCGGCCGCAGCGAAGCCACUCUGAAGCGGACGACGUUGAGCAAUUCGCUGCUGGACAUUCACGAUCCGGUGGAACGAUACCAGCGCCGGGGCAGCGUCGGUUCGCUGGAUUCCGGCAUGUCCAUCUCGUUCCAGUCAUCGACGACCAACAGCACGAUGAGCCGCGACUCGUCGCCCAAGAACCUGCAGCACCAGCCGGCCGUCUCGGCCGCCAUGGCGACGGCCAAAGUGCGCGGGCUGCAGCAUCAGUCUUCCUUUUUGGGCAACAUCUUUCACAAGGCCCGCGAGCGCAAGAAUUCACGCGGGUCGGACUGCGCGGCCGCAGCCGCCAACGUCAGCGUCACGCUCGGGACUGCAACGCCGGCCAAACAGCCACCCGUGCAGCCAACCAAUGGCAGUUAUCCGACGCCUCACUGCACCGAUGUCUAGUUUUUAUCAACUAGACCCAAUAUGGUGGCAGCUUUAUCUUUCACGCUCUUACGUUUUUGUGCUCCCCUUCACGCUGUCUGUCCUGUUUCUUGUCAUCAUCAUCUUUUCUUUUUUUAUUCUUCUUUAAACCUCCCCCCACCCACCCCCCCCAAAAAAUGUAAUAAUUAUAGUAGAUUAACGAAUUAUCAAGUUCUUCUUCUUUCUCUGUCUCUCUCUCUCUCUCUCUCUCUCUCUUCUUUUUCCCUUUUCAUUCGCGCCAACAAACAAAAGAAAUGCUUUAGCCGAUAUCAAAUUCCAUGCCCAUCAAAAACAAAAACAAAACCGACGCAAUCCAGCAGCGGCUUUCUUGUCCAAAGAGAUUUGCUCGGUAUGUUUUUUUGUGUGUUGCGCCGGAACUAGUCACAACGGGGGAGAGGGGAAGAAAAUGAGCAAAAACACUUGGAAAUAAGAAAGAAAAGAAAUCAAAUGUUUCACCAAAAGAUGUUAGAUGCAAACCACACAACACACAUCACAGACAGCCUAACCUGAUGAUGAUGGAAACAUUUCUCUUCUUUACAUGUUUUUAAAAAUUAUUAUUAUCAUUUUUUUUUUUUGUUUCUCUCUUUCAUGUGUGUCUCGUUCUAGAACGUCUAGUCGCUCCUACCCCCGACAUCCUCGAUUGAAUGAUUAACAAACAAAAAGAUAAUUCAUCUAGUGAUUAACCCACACAUAUAUUCUAUCACAAUUCUAUUAUUCUAUGUAAAACAACAUUUUCGCAUCAGCUAUAACGUGAAAAUUAUUUGCAAAAAAAAAAUUACAAAAAAAAAAUAAUUCAUUGAACGAAUAAUACCAGGAAACGAUGCAUUUUUUGUCCUUCUCGGCCGCAGUUCCAAAAAUUGAUUGUAAUUAAAUGAAAGGAUGAUUAUUAUUAUUAAAAAAACAAAAAAAACAAAAUGAAAGGCAGCCAUUUUCUAUAUGCGUCAUGAUGUAUCUCGUUUUGUGUGUGUAUUCUUUCCCCUUUAAAUUUUAUUUAUUAUUUUUUUUUUUCUUUCUUCAUUUCCUACGUGUACAUUUUGCGAGAGGAGGUCGAAUCUUUUGUGUGUUUUUUUCCCUCCGUUUCGCUCAUCUUCUUGCUCGUUCGGUUGGGGGGGGGGGGUAGUUGUCACUUUCUCUUUGCCAUGCCUUCGAUCAGCCUGACGAAGAAAGAAAUACGAAUCGAAACGUAGCGAUCCCCUUUCUCUUGUGUUUACUCUUCUUUUAUUUCCGGUUUCUCUUCCCCGUGCUACCACUUCUAUACUACACUACACUAUACAUGGAAUAAAGUACAACAAAUAUCUAUUUACCAUCAACUAGCUUCAAACAAUGACUGUGACUUGUUUCAAUUUUGAAAGAAAGAAAGAGGGUAGGGGGAGGUAAUUCUUCAAUCGUAUCGUCGAUAAAAUGUAUGUCGUUUUUCUUCUUCUUCUUCUCGGAUUUCUAAUGAACGAUCGGGUCACGCCAACGCCCUGCAUGCGUCCUCAUGUGUGUCGUUGGACCUUUUUGCUGCUGCCCUCUCUCGUUCUUUUUAAUUGAUGUAAAUUUCCCACUCCCGUCUCCCUCUUCUCUUUAACACCACGUUGAGGAUGCAGUGCCGCAACGCCGUCAUCUCCCGUUCUCUUCCUUUUUUUUGUUUGUGUGUGUGUGUGUUUGUCGUGUCGUGCGUGUGAGUGUGUGUGUGUGCGCGCGUUGGGAUUUUAUUUUAAGUCUCCCGUGUAAAAUUUGUUUUUUUUUCUUUUCAACCCCCUCCCCCUUCUUCCGUUCGCCAUUUUUUUUUGUUCCAUGCCCCUUUAUCGAUUUGUUUUAUAUCCGUCAUUUCAAUCCUUAUUUCCCUCCUUCUUCAUUUCUUUUUGUACCUAGUAUGUGGUCGAGUUCGAUUAAUAUAUAUAUAUAUAUAUACA
Molecule: messenger RNA, 6074 nt
Organism: Daphnia magna
Lineage: Eukaryota; Metazoa; Arthropoda; Branchiopoda; Diplostraca; Daphniidae
Gene: siz
Product: IQ motif and SEC7 domain-containing protein 1
Exons: 5
Coding region: 757-4158 (1133 amino acids)
Biological process (GO): regulation of ARF protein signal transduction; actin cytoskeleton organization
Molecular function (GO): guanyl-nucleotide exchange factor activity; protein binding
Source: RefSeq, a predicted model, not a curated record